GCACGGCCUUAUUGGGUGUUUCAGGCUACUUUACAGUGCGUCUGAUACGUGACAUGCCCAUUGUGUCUCUCAUCUCGCCAUCGCUAGUCUCAAAGGGGCAAUUUCUUGGUUGAAUGCCCUUGACCUUGAGCCUCCGCUCUCUCCUCGAAACUACACCAAAAUCUUUGUCCCCUACUCUUGGUGGGUUGCUGAGCUUCUUCAACUCUAACUCGAGAGAUCUGCAUCAUCCUCUCAUCCUUGAUUGUCUUUUUCUUUGCAGCUGCGUUUCAAGACGCACAGCGUUUUUUUAAUCCUUUUUCUUUGAUAUUACCAUCAGGAUCGCGAUAAGCAAUCGCGAGGAACCAAGGCAAGGCUGCUAGGCGUCUUCAGACAGUCAGAAACAAGGUGAGUAGACUUGAGUUGACUUGAGCUUUGCAGUGUGGCCCCACGGUGUUGCACAUCCCUGUAUCGGAGGGGCACAUUCGCUUCUCGCCCACUGCCAUUCCAUACGACGACGGACGGAGGUUCUAUCCCACUAUACAUACAAGCAAGAGUCCACCGCUGGUCUCUCGUCUCUCGUCUCUCCCCUCUCCCAGACUCCUUCACAAUUGCCAUCUCUAUCUUGCCCUGACUGGCUCAAGGUUUGCGCAUUGCUGACUGUUGACGAGUAGGAGCUGUGGAGCUUAGCUCAUGUGAAAGUCGUUCACAAAGUUUCCAUCUCGCUUCUGCGCCCCUCUUCUCUACAUCCGCCUUCUGCGACGUUCAGAGACGUUGUCAACACUACCGCAGCCAUGUCCUCCUGGGAACCCGCCCCCGAUUCGCUGCAGCAGCUUGCUGCUUGCCUCAAAGACUCCCUCAGUGGUUUCGACAAGAGUGCUCAGAAGCAGGCUGACUUGAUGCUUCAACAAGCCAAGAAUUCCCCCGAUAUCAACAACUAUCUCGCAUACCUCUUCUCAAGCUCUUCGCCUCCCAAUGGCCUUCAAUUUUCGGAGCAAGAUUUCCACCUCGUGCGCUCCGCCGCUGGCAUCAUGCUCAAGAAUAAUGUUCGAACCGAAUGGAAGACCAUCCCCGAAUCCAACCUCCAGCUCAUCAAGCUCGCGGUCCCAAUGUGCCUGCAAGACAAAAACUCCCAGAUCCGCAACUUUGCUGGAAAUAUUGCUACCGAAAUUGUCCGCCGUGGAGGCUUGCUCAGCUGGCCGGAAUUACUUCCUCAGCUCCUCGACUUGGUCGGUAACACAUCUGGUCAAACUUCGAAUGAAGCGCAAGAGGGUGCUAUGUCUGCUCUGGCCAAGAUCUGCGAGGACAACUUCCGUCAGUUGACCAAGGAAGUCAACGGCCAGCGACCCCUCAAUUAUGUUCUUCCCCAUUUUAUCGCGGCCACCAAGAGCCCUCUGCCCAAGGUCAGGGCUGGCGCGCUGACUGCCAUCAAUGUCUUCACACCUCGAGAAUCACAAGCCAUGCUUAACUCCAUCGAUGACCUCCUCCAGCAUCUGUUUGUUCUGGCCAGCGAUGACAAUGUCGAUGUUCGACGACAAGUUUGUCGUGCCUUUGUUCACCUAGUUGAGACGCGACCCGACAAGCUCCAGCCGCACAUUAGUGGCCUCGUCGACUAUAUAAUAUCCCAGCAGAAAGGCGACGAUGAGGACUUGGCCUGCGAAGCGGCCGAAUUCUGGCUCGCCGUGGGAGAACAUGACAAUUUGUGGAGGGCAUUGGAGCCGUACAUCAAUAAGAUUAUUCCUGUCCUUCUCGAGUGCAUGGUCUACAGUGGAGAGGACAUUGCCCUCCUUGGAGGUGCUUCAGAUGACGAGGAGGAGGAGGAUCGUGAAGAGGAUAUCCGCCCUGCAUUUGCCAAGAAGGCCCUUGCACGAAAGGCCAACGGUGAGGUCAGCGAAUCCGCAGAUCAAGCCCAGAAUGGAAAUGGCUUCGAGAAGCUCGGUGGAAUGGACGACGAUACCGAGGAGGGAGAAAUCGAUGACUACGAUGACGGUGAUGACGCCAACCCUGACGAGCGAUGGACCAUCCGCAAGUGCUCCGCCGCCGCUCUCGAUGUUUUCGCCCGCGACUUCCAAUCUCCUGUUUUCGAGGCCAUCUUCCCCUAUCUGUCACAGCAUCUGAAGCACGACGAGUGGCCUCAGCGAGAAGCCGCUGUUCUCGCGUUAGGUGCCGUUGCUGAUGGAUGCAUGGACGUUGUUGUCCCUCACUUGCCUGAGCUCGUGCCUUACCUCAUCUCUCUUCUCGAGGACUCGGAGCCUGUUGUGAGACAGAUCACCUGCUGGACCCUUGGUCGAUAUUCGGCAUGGGCUGCCAAUCUGGAGGAUACAAACAAGGAUCAGUUCUUCCUUCCUUUGAUGGACGGUAUCCUCCGCCAUAUGUUGGAUAAGAACAAGAAAGUACAAGAAGCUGCUGCAUCGGCAUUCGCCAACCUCGAGGAGAAGGCAGGUAAGAUCCUUGAGCCUUACUGUGGCCCCAUUAUCCAGCAAUUCGUCCAUUGCUUUGCCAAGUACAAGGAUCGCAACAUGUACAUCCUUUACGACUGUGUACAGACACUGGCAGAGCAUAUUGGACCUGCCAUGGCCGCACCUGAGCUGUCUGGCAAGCUGAUGCCUGCCUUGAUCGACCGAUACAACCGUGUAUCAGACCAGUCACGGGAGCUGUUCCCUCUGCUAGAGUGCCUCUCUUAUGUGGCGAUGGCACUCGGUGAUGCGUUCGCUCCCUAUGCUGAGCCUAUCUUCCUUCGAUGUGUCAACAUCAUUCACGUCAAUCUUGAGCAGACUUUGGCCGCUGCUGGUAACCCCAUAAUUGACCAGCCUGACAAGGAUUUCCUGGUAACAAGUUUGGACCUUCUUAGUGCUAUCGUUCAAGCUCUCAACGACGAUAAGUCGGCUGCGCUGGUCAAGAGCUCUCAACAGUCCUUCUUUGAGCUCCUCAGCUUCUGCAUGGAGGACCCCAGUGACGAAGUUCGACAAUCUGCUUAUGCACUGUUGGGAGAUUGCGCUAGAUACGUCUAUCCCCUACUACAACCAUACCUUGGUACAAUUAUCCCCAUCCUGCUGAAGCAGCUUGAUAUGGACAGCGUCCUUGAUGAGGAUAUGGAUAGUGGGUUUGGCGUCGUCAACAAUGCCUGCUGGUCGGUUGGCGAAAUUUCAAUGCAACACAAGGAGCACAUGGGUCCAUGGGUUCAAGAGCUUCUCCAACGGUUUGUUGAGAUCAUGACCAACCCUCGUGUUCCCAAAGCGCUGAACGAAAAUGCUGCCAUGGCUUUGGGACGCCUCGGCCUCGAGAACUCGGAACAGCUUGGACCUCAUCUUUCAACUUUUGCAGAGGAAUGGAUCAGCAUCAUGAAUGAGGUCGAUGCAACUGAGGAGAAGGCGACAGCUUUCAAGGGAUUCUCUAUGAUCGUGGGACGAAACCCCCAGGCCAUGGAAAAGGAGUUGCUCAACUAUUUCACGGCCAUUGCCCGUUAUCGUGACAUCGACUUGAAGAGCCCAGUCAGGCAGGAGUUGCAUGAUGUCUUCCAAAAGGUCAUCGAUAUCUACAAACAAAUAAUUCCAGAGUUUAGCAACUUUGUUGGCCAGAUGCAGCAACGAGACCGACAAAAUUUGGAGUCGCAUUACACUCUGUAGUAUGGGAUGGCGACUGAUCUCGGCCUUCUUAUUUCUUGAAGGAAUGACUCAAGGGUGGCAGUGGAAGUGGCUCGUCGUUAUUACAUAGUUAUAGAUAGCACUGAUUCUUUUUAUCGCAGUAGAUAGCAUGGUGCGGGUUGCAUGGCGAAGUUCAAGGGGGUUUAUGAAAAGUCUUGGAGCCAUUUUGAUUGAUGUUGAAUGAUGGUAUGAACUGACGAGGGUCGCAGUGCGACAUUGACAUUGGGAGGAGGACGAGAUACCUGAGGGAAGCUGGAACUGGGAAAUGGGAUUGGGAGAAUGGCGACAUGUUAUGCCAUGAGUAGAUAGAAGUACUCGGAUUCAUGGGCGGAGUUGAUGGGCAUUUAUGGGGUCCGAGUUAGAUAGAUAGGCUACUUUAUUAUGCUGCUGCAAGCUGGAGCAAUGUCACUCAAGUGUAGAAGAUCACCAGGUGGAAGGUAAUAUCACUGUAGCAGUUGAAUCCCAGAGUUAUCUCGUCACCAUCUUGUCACAUUGCAAUAUCAGGCACCUAAUCAAAUUUCAAGUCUCAACGACGG
This is a messenger RNA of Fusarium verticillioides 7600, 4156 nucleotides long. RefSeq lists its product as hypothetical. NCBI's taxonomy places the organism in Eukaryota, Fungi, Ascomycota, Sordariomycetes, Hypocreales, Nectriaceae. Gene Ontology annotation, biological process: protein import into nucleus. Gene Ontology annotation, molecular function: small GTPase binding; nuclear import signal receptor activity. The transcript is spliced from 3 exons. Bases 771 to 3602 code for a protein of 943 amino acids. The record is from RefSeq and is a predicted model, not a curated record. Gene Ontology annotation, cellular component: nucleus; cytoplasm.